Staurois parvus is the source of this 385-nucleotide messenger RNA. Lineage: Eukaryota; Metazoa; Chordata; Amphibia; Anura; Ranidae. The record is from the annotation of a GenBank genome assembly.
CCUGUCAGUGCCCAUCAAUGCCACAUCAGUGCCACAUAUCAGUGCCUACCAGUGCACAUCAAUGCCACCUAUCAUUGCUAGUCAGUGCCACCUAUCAGUGCUGCCAAUCAGUGCCACCUAUCAGAGCCAGUCAGUGCCUCCUAUCAGUGCGCAUCAGUGCUGCCUAUCAGUGCCUGUCAGUGCUGCCUAUCAGUGCCGCCUAACAGUGCCUGUCAGUGCCGCCUAUCAGUGCCAGUCAGUGCCGCCUAUCAGUGCCAGUCAGUGCCACCUAUCAGUGCCAUAUAUGAUUGCUGCCUUUCAGUGCCCAUCAGUGAUGUCUGUCAAUGCCCAUCAGUGUCACCUACCAGUGCCACCUAUCAGUGCCCAUCAGUGCAGCCUCAUUAGC